AUGAAAAAUCAAUAAGUUCAAAGUCCUCAAAUUUUCAAUACCCACUAUUUAAGAACAGAUUAUAAGUUAAAUUCGCAACCUUUGGUUCUCAAUUUAAAUCAGUCUAGAUAAAGUUCCAAGGCACUCUCUGUGGAUAGGGGUACAUGAUUCAUAAAAAAUAGUCUCACAGUCAAACUAAAGUAAGCAAAUGAGAAUGUGGAGCAACUUAUAGAUCUAUGGCAAAGGCAUAAAUCGAUUACCCAAAGCACUCCAACCCAAGUGUCGUAAUCAUUUCAUUAUCAUUCUACUACACAGAAAAAUGAAAGCUUCGUUAUAGGUACAUCUACAUAUAACCCUAAAUCUUAGAGGAAAUACCAGAAACCAGAGAAGUGAGUCCAUUGAAACCAGAAGAAAUAGUGAUAAAACCCAGAUAGUUAUUUGAUAUCAAUUAAUCAACAUCCAAAUUGCCUUCCACGAACCUUUAAAAUUCAUCUCACAAGAAGACAAGUUCACUCUAUGUUGGAGCUCUAUCAAGUAGAAAUAUAUAUUAAAUCGACUUAGAAAGUGAUGCCUUUUCAGGAACUAAAAAGUCAGCUAAAGAAAAUCUCAAAUUGUCAAAUAAUGGGUUAUCUAGCAGUAAAAAGUCAUAAUUCAAUUCAUCUUCUAAGAAAUUGCCAAAGGAAUUGUCAACUCUAGUUUUAUAAUUACAAUCAAUUUAGAAAUCUUUACUGUCCCAUUACCAAAAGUAAGAUAAAGUUAAGAAAGCAGACAUAGAGGAAUAAUUUAAUAUUCUAAUCAACCAAAUCAAGGCCGAUUUCAUUAAAUGA
Paramecium octaurelia is the source of this 806-nucleotide messenger RNA. The record is from the annotation of a GenBank genome assembly. Lineage: Eukaryota; Ciliophora; Oligohymenophorea; Peniculida; Parameciidae.